AGGGGAGAGCUGGUGAAAGAGGGAAGAGCUAUGAAAAAGCGAGGGAGAAGGUAAAAAUCACAGCAGCACAGAGGGAAGACAAAAACAAGGAGGAGAGGAAGGAUGAGUGGAGGAGAGAAGGCUGAUCACUGAGGUCUCCGGAGAGGAAAAGUGGAGAGGCGGGGAAGGAGAUGAACAGGGAGAGGAGGGUGAGCAGCAAGCACAGGGAACAUCCAUCAGCUCAGGCAGCCAUGCUCUGAGCCCUGGAGCAGCAGGGCUACGCAGACACUGCACAGGCCCAGGAUCGGGCCCGCCUCAGCCACGAACACCAGGGCAGGGACAAGAGACGAAUCCCCGCCCAUCAGCUGCGCACAAGAGCCAUGAGGACAGCCAGGAAGGGCAGCGUGGAGAUGCCUGCGUUUGUGCGACAGUUGGUGAAAGAGACGGAGAAGAGGGUCAGCUCUUUCUUCAAGGGGAGCCGCGGAGGAGCCGCAGAGGGAGAGCAGCCAGGGGAGGGGGAGAGGGAGGAGGUCAUCCCCAGCCCCUACCUGGACCGGCCUGUCUUGGACAAGCUGGCAGAGGAGGGCUGUGCCCGCUGGGGCCUCACCUACGCCCUGGGAAGCAUGCAGGGCUGGAGGGCCAACAUGGAGGACUUCCACAACUGUGUGCCACAGCUGGGCGGAGAGCUGGCCGACUGGAGCUUCUUCGCCGUGUUCGAUGGCCAUGCAGGCAGCUCGGUGGCACAGCACUGCUCCCAGCACCUUCUGGGUCACAUCCUCGCCACAGGGGGAAUCGGACCAGAGGAUGACCCAGAGAGGGUGAGAGGUGCCCUCAUCGAGGGCUUCAUGCAAACAGACAAGCACUUACUCUCAGCGGCACGUCGAGAAGGCUGGGAGAGAGGAGGCACCACUGUGGUGGGUGCGCUCAUCUCACCGUAUUACAUCUACUUCACCAACUGCGGCGACUCGAGGGCCAUGCUGUGUCGCUCUGGCCAGGUUUGCUUCUCCACCGAGGACCACAAGCCCUACAGCCCUCUGGAGAAGGAGCGCAUCGAGAGCGCAGGCGGCUCAGUGUCCCUCCAGCGGAUCAACGGCUCCCUGGCCGUCUCCCGCGCUCUUGGGGACUUCAGCUACAAGGGGGCGGAGAACCGGACGCCCAGCCAGCAGAUGGUAUCUCCAGAGCCAGAGGUGUGUGUGGUUGAGCGCUCGCCGGCAGAUGAGUUCCUGGUGCUCGCCUGCGAUGGGGUGUGGGACACCAUCAGCAACGAGGAUCUGUGCGCUUUCAUCCAUGACCGGCUGCGUGUCUGCACGGAUCUGAGGGACGUCUGCACUCAAGUCAUUGACCUCUGUCUCUACAAGGGCAGCCUGGACAACAUCAGCAUCAUCCUGCUGUGCUUCCCUGGAGCCCCCCAGCUGUCGGCAGAGGCAUUACACCAGGAGGCCGAGCUGGAGGACCUGCUGGAGUCCAAAGUCGCAGAAAUUUAUGACGAGCUGUGUGCCAGGGGGGAGGAACCUGACCUGCUGUCGGUCCUCACAGUCCUGGCAUCCACUGUAAUCCCUGGAUUACCACCAGGUGGAGGCAUACAGAGCAAAAGGAACUGCAUUAUUUCUGCCUACUAUCAGCGAAGAGAGACACACCAGCCCACAGCACCACAUGGCCUGGGAGGCUCCUGAGGAGCCCCACUGGAUUCUGUCUCCGGGGAUCCACGGAGGGACUGUAACUAUUGUCGGUAUUAAAAACUGUUUUCUUCGUGUGUGCAAUUUGACAAAAAGGGAGAUGAACAGGGGUGUUUGUUUACAUCAUGCUAACAAGUAGCAUCUUGUCAUAACAAAUACAAUGCAAAAAUAGAUCUAGAGCCUGAUACAUUUAUAUUUAUACAAGAAGGACAUUUUGUAAAACUAAACUCAGAGAAAACUGACCCAGCAACAAACCUCUGCCUCAUAUUCAGUGAACAGACAGUACAGAUGAUCGUUUCAAAUGACGGCCUGUCAAGCUAAAUAGUAAUAACCAUCUGUGAACUUGUCCAUUUUUAUUGGACAACAUAAGAAGCACAUGUUGGUUUGCACUUUAAAUAUGAUGUUUUAUGAAUAGAUAUGAUUAAAUAGUAAUUCAAAGAGCUUCAGUUUUACCUUUCAUGUCCAAUAAAGAAAAAUGUGAAAUAUUUUCAGUGCCAGCCAAAAGCUAGCGUGCAGCUAACAUGCAAUAUCAUUAUGUUACAACAGGAAAAGCUAAACAGCUGGACGAAAGAUGGGAGGGCACAAAUUUAUCUUUUGUUUUUAUUUGUUAUGGUUGGAAGUCACAGCUAAAUAAUCAAUGUUUAAUUAAUUUAUUCUGCUAAUUAAGUCUCAACACACACAACAAAAAAAUACAUUUCACAGAUAAUCUAAAAUCUUCUUGAAGAGCUGUUUCUUCUGUAGUUUUUCUGUUUAAACAUGUUGAAUAAAAUCCAUUUGGCCGGGUGUUGUUUGGAAAAUAAGUUACUUGUUAAGAUAAAAGUUAGAUUAUUAACGAAAGAGCUGUAUGGCAUAUUUGUGGCUUGAUUGUGACGAAAACAUUUAAUACGAUUAUCCAAAUACCCUAAGAUGUAUAUUUACCGACCAAUCGAAAAAAAAAUAUGUUAUACAAAUAAGUUCUACAUGUACACAUUUUGUGCAAUUCCUUCUAUAGAUUAAUCAUAUUUCUAAAUCAAAUGUAUUUUUUUUCCAUGAUUUGGAUAAGUAUACUGUGCUGCCUUAUUCAUCAGUUACAGUCUAUAGUGGAUCAAAGAAACAGCAUCAGAAAGGGAUUGUUUCAAGAUGAGUCAUCUGCAUCAUUCUGCUCUAUUAUAUUGUUUCAGUGAGUAAUUCUAUGUAUGGACAUUACAUGUUACGAGUCAUGAUUGUUUUAAACCUAAAUAAAGAAUAUUUGACUGAC
Scophthalmus maximus (turbot) is the source of this 2892-nucleotide messenger RNA. RefSeq names its product protein phosphatase, Mg2+/Mn2+ dependent, 1Nb (putative) (gene ppm1nb). Lineage: Eukaryota; Metazoa; Chordata; Actinopteri; Pleuronectiformes; Scophthalmidae. The transcript has 6 exons. Bases 360 to 1652 code for a protein of 430 amino acids. Gene Ontology annotation, molecular function: magnesium ion binding; protein serine/threonine phosphatase activity; manganese ion binding. Gene Ontology annotation, biological process: protein dephosphorylation. The record is from RefSeq and is a predicted model, not a curated record.